CUGUAACUAGCUAGAUUUGAGUUAAAUGUGGAAUAACUGAUACGAUUAACGUAAUAACAUUGGAUAGGUAACGUCUUUUGACAGGUGAUUUGGGCAUUCUGUCUCAGCCAAUCGGAUCACUGGAUAUUGACUUCAUUGACUACCAACAAUGAACGUAAAACCAUUUACGAUUAGCUACACGAGGUCACCGGUAGACGUACAGUUUGUCAACCAAUGUGAUGUAUUAGAGGAUGAAAACUUAACCGAUGACAAUAAGGUUCAGAAAACAGUUAAAAAGAGAGAUAAAAAUAAUGAAGGAAAGAAGAAAGAAGAAAAAUAUGUGAAUUACAAAGUUGAACCCAAACGAAGGACUACUAAGAGUCCGAUGUCUCCCCCGAAUGAAUUAUUGCUUAAGAAUGGUGAGACUAAAAAUGAAACUAAGAAAAAUGGAAUUAUGUCUAAUGAUGAGGAAUCAUUAAAAGAAGAUGCAACAGAGGAAAGAGAAACAUGGGGUAAAAAGACGGAGUUUUUAUUGUCUGUCAUAGGAUUUGCAGUGGAUCUCGGAAAUGUUUGGCGUUUUCCAUACAUUUGUUACCGAAAUGGAGGGGGUGCCUUUUUGCUACCAUACUUUAUAAUGUUAAUUUUCUUGGGAUUGCCCUUGUUUUAUAUGGAGUUAGCGUUAGGACAGUACCAACGCUGUGGUGCAAUUUCUAUAUGGAACAGACUUUGUCCUAUGUUUACAGGUCUCGGUUAUGGAAUAUGUUUUGUUGCCACAUUUGUCGGAAUGUAUUAUAAUACGGUGAUUGCCUGGGCUGUCUAUUACUUGUUUGCUUCUUUCCGUUCGGAAGUUCCCUGGUCGCACUGUAACAACACGUGGAACACUGCUAACUGCGUAUCUGUUGUCGACGGGUACAAUGUCAGUCACGUGACCAAUGAUUCAAUGCUGGCAGCUACAGAAUUUUACUUAUUUCGAGUUUUAGAGGAUCAAAAAGCAUAUGGUAUUGAACGAAUUGGUUCGCCUAAAUGGCAGAUGGUGCUUUGUUUGAUAGCAGUCUUUGUUAUUGUUUAUUUUUCCUUGUGGAAGGGGAUCAAAUCCUCAGGAAAGGCAGUGUGGGUAACUGCUACCGUUCCUUACGUUGUAUUGCUCAUCUUGUUGGUAAGGGGGUGUACCUUACCUGGUGCAAAAGAUGGCAUAAUUUACUACCUCAGACCACAGUGGGACAAGUUACUUAAAGUGGAAGUAUGGUUAGAUGCUGCAUCACAGAUAUUCUUCUCUUUGGGACCAGGAUUUGGUACUUUGUUGGCUUUAUCAAGUUAUAACAAAUUUCACAACAACUGUUAUAUAGAUGCUGUUGCAACAGCUACCAUCAAUUGUUUUACCAGCGUUUUAGCGGGUUUUGUGGUAUUUUCGGUAUUAGGUUACAUGGCACAUAUCACACAAAAGGAUAUAGAUAAAGUAGCUAUGGAAGGUCCCGGGUUGGUGUUUAUGGUAUACCCUGAAGCACUAGCGACAUUGGAUGGAUCAGUAUUUUGGUCUAUUUUAUUCUUUGUUAUGCUUAUCACACUAGGCAUGGACAGUACGUUUGGUGGACUUGAGGCGGUGAUAACGGCCAUUAUGGAUACAUUCGCAAUAGUAAAAGGACGAAGGGAAUGGCUUGUUCUCGGGGUUAUAAUAUAUUGCUUUCUCGGUUCACUGCCAUCUACCACAAAUGGUGGACAGUACAUUGUUAGUCUGAUAGACAGACAUGCAGCUCCAAUUCCACUUAUUUGUAUUUGUUUCUGUGAAGCAAUAGCUGUAAACUGGUUUUAUGGUGUACAACACUUUUCAAAUGAUGUACAAAGUAUGUUAGGAUUUCAGCCUGGCAUAUUUUGGAAAAUAUGCUGGGCGUUUAUCUGCCCAAUUUGCCUCAUUGUUUUAUUCGUUUUAUCAAUUUAUUACUAUGACGGCAUAACACUAAAUGGUUACGUGUUCCCUCAGUGGUCAUUAGCAGUUGGGUGGACAAUAUCUUCCAUUUCAUUAAUAUGUAUACCUAUCUACAUUGUAUAUCUUCUCAUUGUCACACCUGGAACAUUCAAGCAGAAAAUUCUACGAAUGAUUCGUCCAUCAUCAAUACCAUCUCACGUUGACCAAGAUACAUCAAGACAUUUAUAUGACAAGUACGAAAUCUCGUCUUCUAACGUAGGAACAACUGUGAACACACCUGUAUCAUACAAUGCUGAGUCAAUUUCUAUGUAUUCUCCAUAUCAGGUAGAUAGCAUUCAGGACAAAAAUGACAGUGUUUAAAACUGUUUUCGUUGAUGAUAAUUACAUUUAUGAAUUUUGUGUUCUCAUUUUGUUUAAAUCAUCUGCGCAUAUAUGUAAAUAUUCAUUUAACAAAAAAAUCAUACUUUACCUAUUCAAUAUGCGAGAUGCUUUAAUAUUAUACAAUAACGACAGUGGUUCCUCUCUUGAUCCUCGAGAAUUUAGCCAUUAUCUUCCUUCUGCAAUAUCUGCGAACUGUAUAAGGGAUGUAUUCACACGAUCAGGUGGAUAAUUCUUUUGUAUAUUAAUUCUGACCAUCUAUAUCCGAAUGAUGAAGCUAAAAAUGAUAAUGUAUCACUUUCCGUUUUGAAGUUUCCUUGGAGUUCGUUAUUUUUGUUAUUUUACUUUUCACAGUGGAAGCGUAUUUGAGAAACACAUGCCCAGGAAUCAGAUGAUCUUUUCUAAAUGACAAUGGGUUUGUACUGCUUCUGUUAGACUAUCAGUCUUCCGGGGGUAAUAUCCACCUUGCAAACAGUGCAUUGAAUUGAUUUAAAUGAAACAAAUUUCAGUUGCCAAUGUCAAUUAUUUGGGCUCAAACUAAGAUUGCAUCCCCACCAGGCAACCUUGACUUAAGACAGUUUAAGGGCAUUCGAUGUUCGGUCUUGCAAUGCCCAAUUAGUCCGUUCUUUUAUUAAUAUGACAUUCGAAAAUGAAUCAUGAUUAUAGAGAUACAGAUAUGGCUUUAUUAAUGUCAUUUUUAAUUAAUUAAAAAUAAAACUAUAUGUGCAUCUUAUAAGAGUCAUAUAAGGGUAAGCAUUUCGCUGCUAUUAUGUUCCAUUCAAAAAAGUCCCCUUGGUGUCACAAAAAAGUAACAAGAUGAUCAAAAAUGAAUACAGAUUUGCGCUAUUGAAUUAUAGAUGCAAAAGCGGAAAACAAUGCCAAAAUAUACGAAAAACGAAUGCAACUGAAAAGUAUUUGAGACUGUAUUAAACAGGUGACAUUAUUUUAAAAACAUGUUUGUUUUAAGCAUUGUCGACUUCCACUUGGGAUAUAUGUCUGCUAAGUUAGGUAAUGUUACUGUUAAACAUAUUUUGUAGAAUAUUUUCAUUUAUCAUUGUUGUUUAUAUGUAUCUGUAUCAUUUGUUAUAUAUUUGAAAAAUGAAAAACUAAUGGAUACUACUGGUUAAGAUUUUCCUCAGGAAAAAUCACCUACAGUAUUUAGAAAAGGUGCUGUAUCUUAAUAAAUAUAUGGCUCAUUACAUAUUGUUAUAUAUGUUGUUAAAAGAUUUGUAUUAAAAUCUAAAGAUAA
Mytilus californianus (California mussel) is the source of this 3530-nucleotide messenger RNA. RefSeq names its product sodium-dependent serotonin transporter-like. NCBI's taxonomy places the organism in Eukaryota, Metazoa, Mollusca, Bivalvia, Mytilida, Mytilidae. Gene Ontology annotation, biological process: serotonin uptake; sodium ion transmembrane transport. Bases 149 to 2263 code for a protein of 704 amino acids. Gene Ontology annotation, molecular function: serotonin:sodium:chloride symporter activity; serotonin binding. The record is from RefSeq and is a predicted model, not a curated record. Gene Ontology annotation, cellular component: neuron projection; membrane. The transcript has 13 exons.